This is a messenger RNA of Myiozetetes cayanensis, 3302 nucleotides long. RefSeq names its product renalase, FAD dependent amine oxidase (gene RNLS). Gene Ontology annotation, cellular component: extracellular region. The transcript is spliced from 7 exons. The record is from RefSeq and is a predicted model, not a curated record. Bases 2 to 1048 code for a protein of 348 amino acids. NCBI's taxonomy places the organism in Eukaryota, Metazoa, Chordata, Aves, Passeriformes, Tyrannidae. Gene Ontology annotation, molecular function: oxidoreductase activity, acting on NAD(P)H.
CAUGUCGCGGGUGCUGGUGGUGGGCGCGGGGCUCACGGGCGGGGCGUGCGCGGCGCUGCUGCCGCGGGGGGCGCGGGGACCCGCGGCCGUCUGGGACAAGGCGCGGGGAGCAGGGGGCCGCAUGAGCACGACCCGCGGCGACCUGGGCAGCGCCGACCUGGGCAGCGCCGACCUGGGCGCGCAGUUCGUCACCUGCGACACGGACCUGGCGGGGCCGCGCCACAGCUUCUAUGAGGAACUUCUGUCUCACGGCGUCUUGAAACCGCUGACUGCUCCCGUGGAAGGAAUGGUGGUGAGGGAAGGCUCCUGCAACUAUGUGGCACCCCAGGGCAUCUCUUCGGUUGUCAAGUAUUAUUUAAAACAGUCAGGUGCAGAUGUCUUGUAUGAGCAGCACGUAACUCACAUCUCCCUCCGAGAUGGGAAGUGGGAAGUCUCCCGGAAAGUGGGGCUGCCGGAGCGGUUUGAUGUGGUUAUUCUCACCAUUCCCGUUCCACAAAUUCUCCAGCUGCAAGGGGACAUUGUAAACAUAAUUAAUGAAAGUCAAAAGCAGCAACUGGAAUCUGUGAGCUACUCCUCCCGCUACGCUCUGGGACUUUUUUAUGAAGCUGGUACACGGAUUGAUGUCCCCUGGGCUGCUCAGUACAUCACUGAUAAUCCCUGCAUACGCUUCAUCUCCAUCGAUAAUAAGAAACGCAAUAUAGAGUCUCCCGAAGUUGGGCCUUCCCUUGUUGUCCACACGACUGUGACAUUUGGAAGUGAGUACCUGGACUCAGACCUUGCAGAGGUGCAGCAGAUAAUUCUCAGUCACCUGGAGAGGAUUGUCCCAUCCCUGCCUAAACCAAGCAGCAUCAAGUGUCACAGAUGGAGAUACUCUCAGGUGGCACCUCCAAGAUCAGCCGGUGGUGACACCGCGGCCGGCGGCGCUUCCAGGUGCUGUGAAGGACGCGGCUCCACGGGGGCAGUGACACAACCCUUUGCCGAGGAGGAGCGAGAUGGGGGCCGGCUCUCAUUCCAGAGCCAAGCGAAACUUCUCAGACUCUGGGGGUGAAUGGAUGGAAACAGGCAAGAACUGACCCCCGGAGAGUUAUUGCUGAAUCCGGGGGUGGGGGGAGAUUUUGCGGUGAGCAAAAGAUUCUUGUCAUUCCCCAAUUUUCAUCCCGUAACAGCUGAGCAUCGCUAUAACCGGGUGCAUCACUAUAACCGGGUGCUUUGGGCAUCAUCCAAAAAAACCCAAACAAACCCCAAACAGGUCCUCGUGCACGGCGCCGCGUGUGGCUGUCACCCUUCUCCCCAGCUGCUCUGAACAUCUGGGGCAGGGGGCCUUGAUGCCGGGGGUGUUUAAUGCAAACCAGGGCCACGCGGGUGAGCAGAAAGCCCCGGCUGUGCCCCAGCCAAGCCCUGCCACGCCUGUUCGGGCCGUGCUGUGGGAAAAGGAGCCCGUUCCCCUGCCCGACCGCUCAGCCGGUCACGAGGGCGCUGCGGUGAACCGCAGCUCGGCGUGAGAUUAUCUGUGCAGCGCAGGGUUCCUGCCGAGCCGGGUGGCACCUCCUCCCUCACCUGUGCCGGUGCCGAAACAUCCUUCCUUUCUCAGCGCUAUCGUGCCCUCAGAUCUCUUCCCCCAGGAUGGUCACACACGUCAAGGUCUUUAAAGCAGAGCACGCCCUGCUGCGGGGACCUGCUUGGUUUCCCCCGGAUUGUUUCGGGGCAUGGAAGUGAUGCUCGCACCCUGCGCGGAUUUGACCGUCCUCUGCCAAUUUUUUCAGCCCUGACUAGGGGGAAAAAGUAGGGGAAAAAAAAAAAAACCAAACUAGUGGGCAGUCAGGCACUGCUCAGCGUGGAAUAUAGGUCAGCCUCCGUCCUGGAAGCUGCUUUCCUUGCCCAGAGCAGAGGGAAAGGGGAUGAGCUGGCAGGAGAGGAGGGGCUCUCCCGCUCUCCUUUGCCACCUUUUCAGAGCACAGAAAACCCCAGCUGGGCACCCCGAAGCUUAGGGAGGCACAGCCCUUUGGUGUGCAGGGAGCACACACGUGGCCAUCCCCCAUCACGGGAGAAAGGCAGUCUCAGAAACACUCUGGGGUUUUCAUCCUCGAGCUGCUCACAGAUGUGUUGUAGCAAUAGCCAUUGGCUGUGCAUGGGUAUUGAUCUUUUUGUAGGGAGAGCUGGAGCAAUUCUGCUCCAAAAACCUGGAUUAUCAGCCCCCUGCAUCCCGGUCAUUUUGGAUUUGCUGCCUCCCUCAGCACACCUGUGCAGUGCAAAUCCCACUUCCCUUUUAGUUAAGAGGCAGUUUUGGAGGCCAGCUUGGGUAUGCAAACCACAAGCACACAGCAAGCACAAAUUAACCCCACAACAUGUCACAGUCCAGUGUUCCAGCCAGCCCCAUGGCCCUUGCCAAAGGACUUGCCAAAGGAAUUUUUCAGCAGGACAAAACAGCUCUGGGUUGCCGAGAAAACUGGGUUUUCAGCCCCAAAUGUGGCUGGAGAUGGUUUCUGGCUGUUUCUGAAGGCAAAAGAACUCCUCAUAUUUGCACCCCCAGCACCGUGUGCCGGAACUGGGAAGCGAAACAGCGAUGGGGAGGGGAGGAUUGAUGCUGAGCAAGCAGCUCAGCUCUGUGGAGGGGAAUUUGGUCAGGCAGAGGGAGUUUCAGGAAUAAUUCGCACACCACAUGGCCAAGCGAUGCAGGGGAUGUGGAGGAGGGGAAAAUGGUUUGCCCUUGCUGCUGGCAUUGCACUGUGAGCAAGGUGAAACCAGGUGGGUCUUGUCCUACAAAGCCUGUGGGGGUUUCCCCAGGGAAACACCAGGAGCUGAACCUCCCUAUUUCCAUCCCCUGGUGUGUGGCUGCAGCGAAAGCAGAGACACAGAAGGUUUGCUAUUGCAAUGAUUCAAAAUUCCAAGGUCAAGGGUCAGCUUUUGGGCAGAUCCUGGUCAUGCUGAAUUAAUGGGAACCACACCAGGCUAAAAUCAAGGUUGCAGAGAGGGGUUGCAUUCACCUCUUCCUCUGAGCAAAUAAAUAGCAUAGGCAAAGAUCCACACCAGUUAAAGUGGUUUUGCUGGCAACCCUAGGAAUGUAGUUUUCUUCCCUCAAAUCUACCUAAAAAAUAGGUGACAUUUUCUUGUGGGACUUCUUUUGUUCUUGUCUGCAAGUGUUAUUUUUUAAGUUGGUCAGUAAGAAAAAAAAUUUGUUUCUAUAUGGAUAAUUUAAAGAAAUAAAAAAAUAAAAUACGUGAUUUGUUGCUUUUGAUUUUCCCUGGAGGUCAUAACUGGAGAUGAAAUUCCCGAGCCAUAUUUGCUGAUGCAAUGUACACACA